UGUAGCUCAAAGUAGCGAGAGCAAUCCCUGCAAUUGAAUGGGUCCCCUUUGGAGGCGGGAAUCAAAAGUUUGCAUCUUCGACUUCCGUUUUUGCCGUCAUUGUGUAAAGAGCGGGUUCCAUCGAAAAAUACAAAACUUCCAGACAUGGCGUCCAGGAAAACAACACACUUUUCGAGCACCACUAAAAGUACCACCGCAGCUGCAAGAGGAAAUGGUGUCAAUAAAAUGAACAACGCAUCUACAGACAAACCCCAGCACUCUGCUUCUAAAACAAAUGGAGCACCUAGCCAGCCUGGGGAUAUUCAGGCUGCUGGCAGGACAACAGUUUCAAAGAGACCUAACUCGGGCAAACCUGGCAGUGCCAAAGCUGCAUUGGGCCCUACAGCUAACGGAAAAUCAAAAGGAACUACUGUCGCAUCUCGGUACAUGCAGGCUGCUGAGAGGGCAUCUCUUUCAAAGAGUACCUCCCUCAAUGAUUCCGAGGGUAAAGUAAAAAAAUUUGUGUCACCUAAACCCAGCAGUGCUAAACUAAGAGUGGGCACCCCACCACGAUACUCCAUGGGAACACCAACUUUUGGAAAGUCUAAGGGACCACAUCCGAUGUAUAAGACGUUUCUGCAGUCAACCUUCUCCGAAGGACACUGCAAUCGGCCUGACUUUGAUAUUUCAGACAUUGAGGGUAAAGCGGUGCUCAAAAGUGCUAAAGAAGCUGACAGUUGCCCACAAGAUAAGUGGUGGAUUGAGAAGCAAGCAUUGCUCCUAACUUUUCUCACUGCAAAGAUGGAACAUAACACUGACAAGCUGAAGGCCAAGGAGGAGGCAAGGCUAUUGCACAUGAUGGAAGUAGAUGAGGCGCUAUACAGUGAGAUGAUGGAGAAAAAGCGGCAGUACCUCCUGAUGGAGAAGCGAAGACUGGCAAAUGAGCUGCUGGAUUUGCAGAUUUCUGCUUUGACUCCGGUGGCAGAAGCUGCAAAAGACUUCACAGAGUCAUACAAGACUUUGGCCUCUGCUGUUGACACCACACGACAUGAGCUACCUGUCAAGAACUUCCACAUUGCUGGUGACAGGCGGGAAUUUCUCAGUAAAGCAGAGGCUUCUUUGCAGGAGAGUGAGGUACUUCUGAGAGAAUGCACAGAAGGAAAUUAUGAGGACAACCGUGCUGUUCUGGAGUGCCUUAAAGGCAUAAAGAGUUCCUCAAAAGACCUAAAACAGGAGAUGGUUGGGGUGACUUCAGAACUGCUGGAACUGUCGUCGCUGGUCUCUCGUCGCAACGUCCUAACACAGAUGGCUGUGGAGGAGGAGAAACUUGGAGCAGCUAGAACCCUGGAGCUCUUCUGUAAAAAAAUAUCUUCAUGAAAUUUUAAAAUUAUGUCUAAUAAAUAUGUUGCGUUCUUGUUCAGUC
Molecule: messenger RNA, 1402 nt
Organism: Corythoichthys intestinalis (scribbled pipefish)
Lineage: Eukaryota; Metazoa; Chordata; Actinopteri; Syngnathiformes; Syngnathidae
Gene: haus8
Product: HAUS augmin like complex subunit 8
Exons: 14
Coding region: 145-1356 (403 amino acids)
Source: RefSeq, a predicted model, not a curated record